CAACGUGGUUCCCGAGUCCACGGUGCUGCUAGCAGUUUUAACUGGUACUUGUCUCGUUUGUGAGGAUGAAACGUUAAGUACCACCCGGUUUGGAUGCGGCUCAGAGUACCAUGCGGUUGCAGGCCAAGCCAAGAAAUCGGAGCUCUUGAGCCUUAGCUGCUGCUUCCUCAUGUGUAUGCAUCUUCCAAACAAAUUUUAAGAGGAUACAGUGACAACUCCGGGGGCCGGGCCUCUUCCUGGAGGCACAGCCAAAGAGCGAAUCUAGCCAGAUGGCAGCCAUGAAUGAAUGGAUGAAGAAAGGUCCCUUAGAAUGGCAAGAUUACACUUACAAGGAAGUCAGAGUGACAGCGAGUGAGAAGGAGUACAAAGGAUGGGUUUUAACCACAGACCCAGUCUCUGCCAAUAUCGUCCUUGUGAACUUCCUUGAAGAUGGCAGCAUGUCUGUGACCGGCAUUAUGGGACAUGCUGUGCAGAAUGUUGAAACUGUGAAUGAAGGGGAUCAUAGGGUGACAGAGAAGCUGAUGCAUUUGUUCCCGUCUGGAGACUGCAAGGCAUACAAUCCUGAGGAUCUGGAAAAGAGAAAGAACAGCCUAAAGAAAUGGCUUGAGAAGAACCACAUCCCUGUCACUGAACAGGGAGAUUCAUCAAGAACUCUCUGUGUGGCUGGGGUCCUGACUAUAGACCCACCAUAUGGACCAGAAAACUGCAGCAGUUCUAAUGAGAUUAUUCUGUCCCGUGUUCAGGAUCUUAUUCAAGGACAUCUUGCAGCUUCCCGAUGAGAGGCCAAGAACUAUGGAUGCACUGAAAUGAGACUUCUUUUUUUCCUUUGUAAAAUGGUUUGAAUGUUAUGGUCAUCAUAAUACAGGACUUUAAAGG
This is a messenger RNA of Pteronotus mesoamericanus, 876 nucleotides long. RefSeq names its product gem nuclear organelle associated protein 6 (gene GEMIN6). NCBI's taxonomy places the organism in Eukaryota, Metazoa, Chordata, Mammalia, Chiroptera, Mormoopidae. The record is from RefSeq and is a predicted model, not a curated record. Gene Ontology annotation, molecular function: RNA binding. Gene Ontology annotation, cellular component: SMN complex; nucleus. Bases 270 to 779 code for a protein of 169 amino acids. The transcript is spliced from 3 exons. Gene Ontology annotation, biological process: spliceosomal complex assembly; spliceosomal snRNP assembly.